AGAUAUCCGUGGCGCCCACUACCUCGGAUCAACUAUAAAUGAAGUUAUUUUAAAAACAUUUUACGUUUUAUGAUGAGGCACAAAGAUUUUAACAAUUUAUUUCACUUAUUAUUAGAUCCUGAAGUUUAGAAAUAAUAAUAAAUGUUACGUACUUAAUUCCAUUAGCAAAAAAUCUCGGUUAAACAGCUGUGAUCCAGAUAAUAUGCAAAAUACAUUUUAAUAAUAAGUAUAUUGAAAAUUUAUAUUUUAUCAACAAACAAGUUCAUGGAAAGUAAGAACUUUCCAAAAACGAUUACAGCACAAAAUACUACAUACUAAGGUUGAUUGUAAUUUGUUGAACAUAAUUAAUAAAUUAUGGCAACUAAAGCUAAGAGAAUGUCCAUUGACUACAGCAGCAAUCCGGCCGUCGCUAACUUUAUAGAAUAUUUAAGAAUACCAAGUGUUCAGCCUAAUAUUAAUUAUGAUGAAUGUGUCAAUUUCCUCGAGAAGCAGGCGCAAGGUUUGGGGUUAGGUUUUAAGGUGUAUGAAAUGGUACCCAAAAAGCCGAUUGUAGUGUUGACGUGGGUGGGGUUGAAGUCUGCACUUGGGUCUGUCUUACUCAACUCUCAUAUGGAUGUUGUACCGGUUUUCGAGGAUAGUUGGACGUAUCCCCCAUUCAGCGGGCACAUAGAUAAAGAUGGAAAAAUUUACGCCCGCGGCGCACAGGAUAUGAAAUGCGUCGGAAUUCAGUACAUAGAGGCUGUCAGGAAGUUGAAAAAAGCUGGUGUUCAACUGCAGAGGACUCUUCAUCUAUCUUUCGUCCCUGAUGAGGAAAUCGGUGGUGUAGAUGGAAUGGAAAAGUUUGUGCAUACAAAAGAUUUCAAAGCUUUGAAUGUUGCAUUCGCCUUAGACGAGGGUAUGGCUAGUCCCACCGAAGAGUUUGUCUUGUUCUACGGAGAAAGGAGCAUUUGGCAAAUUCACGUACACUGCACCGGUCAGCCAGGUCACGGGUCACUGUUAUUUCCAAACACUGCUGGUGAAAAGCUUCGCGUCAUCAUCAAUAAGUUCAUGACCCUUCGGGAUGAGCAGAAAAAUAUUUUGGAUAGCAACCCUAAACUUACCAUCGGAGAUGUUACUACUAUUAACUUGACUCAAGUUCAUGGCGGCAUCCAAUCCAAUGUAAUCCCCGAGAAGCUGUCUGUAGUGUUCGAUUGUCGCCUCGCCGUCACUGUUGACCACGAAGUUUUUGAGAAUACGAUAAAGCAAUGGUGCAAAGAAGCCGGCGACGGUGUGACAUACGAGUUUGAGCAGAAGAAUCCUGCAGUCGAAUGCACAAAACUUGAUGCUACUAAUCCCUUCUGGGUGGCGUUUAAAGAAUCAGCUGACAAAUUGAAACUCAAACUUUCUUGCCGCAUAUUCCCGGGGGGUACUGACAGUCGAUACGUGAGGGAGGUCGGUAUACCAGCCUUGGGAUUCUCUCCCAUGAACAAUACGCCGGUCUUACUCCACGACCAUGACGAGUUCCUAUCAGCAGACGUGUUCCUUAAAGGCAUAGAUAUCUAUACACAGCUUAUACCAGCUGUUGCUAACGCUUAAGCACAAAUGCGGUGUGAGGUCAUCAAACAUGUCCACUUUAAAAUGUACUUUAACAUUUUUGGAUAAAUUCUAAAUUCAUGUGAACUAUUGUGUGUAUUGAAAAAGCUCAUAUCUAAAAGAAUUUACUAAUCAAUGACAAUACUUUGACAUUUCAUUGCUUGUCAGAAUUGUGCUCUAUAUUACUCGGUUAUAUCAUACGGAUUAGAUUGACACGUGUAUGUGUAUUUGAGAUGUUUUCAUAAAAAAAAUCUAUUUAUCAAUCGUUUAUAAUUCUAUAUAUUCUAUUGUAUAUGAAAUUUUAUUAUUGGAUCUACUAAUAUUCACGAUUGUACGAAGGUUUUUGGCGCGAGUAAGUUGUCCAUUCUUUGAAACUGUCCCCUUGCGUAUAUUGUUAGUUCCAAAUCUAUGUCGCAGUAAAGUAGUUAAAUCAGAGAGUUAAUUGAAUCUAUAGACAGUUAAUUAAACGUUAAUAUUCAAUCCAGUACCUAAAGUUCCGUCAGACAAGUGAGUGAACGAAACGUUUAAAGAGUUUCCUAAACGUUCUUAUGCAACAAGACUUACCUUUCCUAAAACAAAGACUCUAAAAGUAAUCAGCUGUUGUCGUGACCGCCAUCUUGUUUUACAUUAUUCAUCAUCACGCUGGGUUUCGGUCAGACAGAUAGUUAAACGUUUUCGACGCUGCUUUAUUUAAACCAAAAUGGUUGCGACUCAAUUAAAUAUCGAUCUAUAAUUAACUGUCGAGAGAUUCAAUUAACUCUCUAACUACUUUACUGCGACAUCCAUAUAAAAAAUUGCGUUCAUAAUUGUAUAAGCUAAAAAUGGUGUUCAUGUGACCUCACAUUAGUGUUUCACCUAUCUUGCCUUAUGCGCUAUUUAAAUCGUUAUAAGUACAUUCAUUGGGCCAUGAGGCUAGUGCUAAGUAUAUUUUGCCAUUCAACGUACAAAAA
Pieris rapae (cabbage white) is the source of this 2522-nucleotide messenger RNA. Its product is annotated as aminoacylase-1A. The record is from RefSeq and is a predicted model, not a curated record. Gene Ontology annotation, cellular component: cytoplasm. Gene Ontology annotation, molecular function: aminoacylase activity. Bases 355 to 1575 code for a protein of 406 amino acids. NCBI's taxonomy places the organism in Eukaryota, Metazoa, Arthropoda, Insecta, Lepidoptera, Pieridae. Gene Ontology annotation, biological process: amino acid metabolic process. The transcript is spliced from 11 exons.